AUGGUUUUCUUGAUGGAGACAACGCAGACUGAGGCUGAGAAUGAUGUUCUACGAGAGACAUGUGGUUUCAAGCAAGGCAAAAGUUUCCCGACGGUUAUUUCUACCCGUAAUCGAGCUGGGGGCCUUAGCCUCUGGUGGAAUGAUGAUGUACACGUUACGGUAAUGGAUCGGGACUUACACUUUAUUGAUGCAGCUGUGGAGGAUGAAGUGGUAGGAAAGUGGAGGUUCUCAGGCAUAUACGGUUGGGCUGAAGGGUCUGAUAAGUGGAGAACGUGGGAUCUCCUAGGGUCUCUUCGCCAACAGUGGGAUGGACCUUGGCUAUGUGGUGGGGACUUUAACCAAGUCCUAUCGUCUAGAGAGAAGAGUGGAGGACGGGGUGUACAAGAGGCGGGAAUGACCCAUUUUAGCAACUGUUUAAAUGAAGUGGGCUGUCAAGACUUAGGAUUCCAUGGCUAUCUUUUCACCUGGGAAAACAGGAGGACAAGAGGCGGUUACAUCGAAGAGCGGUUGGAUAGAUUUAUUGCCAACGAAAAGUGGCGAAGUUUAUUCCCAAAUGGGAGAGUUCAACAUGGGGACCGGGCACACUCGGAUCAUCGUUCGAUUGUUUGUGAAACAAGGGGCGAGGAGGACUUGGAAGUUAAGUGGGGAUGGUCCUUCCGGUUCUAUCCGAUGUGGACACAACACAAGGACUGCUCCUCUAUAGUGGAGCGGGCAUGGAACAGAUCCUCAUCAGCUGAUGUCUUGGAUAAAUUUGCAAGAUGCCGGCACGAUCUUGACAACUGGACUCGAGGGGCUUUCCCUGCUUUUGCAAAGCAGAAAAACAAGAUCCAAAGGGCAAUGCGAGCGUUGGAAAGAAGAAGGAAAACCGAGUAG
This is a messenger RNA of Linum trigynum, 873 nucleotides long. NCBI's taxonomy places the organism in Eukaryota, Viridiplantae, Streptophyta, Magnoliopsida, Malpighiales, Linaceae. The record is from the annotation of a GenBank genome assembly.